Messenger RNA from Monopterus albus (swamp eel), 7763 nucleotides. It is a transcript of the gene map2k6, whose product is annotated as mitogen-activated protein kinase kinase 6. Gene Ontology annotation, molecular function: MAP kinase kinase activity; ATP binding. The record is from RefSeq and is a predicted model, not a curated record. Gene Ontology annotation, biological process: protein phosphorylation; MAPK cascade. The coding region runs from base 490 to 1566 and encodes 358 amino acids. NCBI's taxonomy places the organism in Eukaryota, Metazoa, Chordata, Actinopteri, Synbranchiformes, Synbranchidae. The transcript has 12 exons.
GUACAAUAAUUUCCCUUUAAGUACGUUUAAAUGGAAAUACUUUGAGUAUAGUGUUGAGUAAAUGAUUCCACCGCUGAACAGUACAACCUUUUGCAUCUCCUUACAGAUACAGCAGCUAGUUGUAUCGAAGUCCAAUGUAACUUUGCUGGUAGGCUAAAUUCUGUAGCACAGCCACGACUACAUAUCCCAGAAUCCUUUGCGCUCCAAGCAGGAAGAACGUUCUCUCGCAGGGGCACACACUGAUCCAAGUUAGGAGCUUUCAGCUGCCAGCCUUGGCCCAUCAUGUAAGUGCUGCGGAGAUUUCUUUGCAGUGCAAUUGCAAAAUUACCUCCUUUUCCCGACGCCUGUGGGGACUGUGCAUUUGUUACAUCGUUCUUUGCACGGACACGCGCGGGUCGGACGCAAAAAGGCUCCAAGUGCAUGAAGAUCGAGGCUUGUAUUCUGCAUCUUUGUUGCAAAGCAAGCCGCUGAAGCUCCAGCGCGAGGGCGAUGGAGGGAGGGAGUGAGAAAGAAGGCAAAGUCUUUUGUGCUUCCCCUCCCCCUCAUCAAAGCAAAGGGGAAAUGUCUCAGCCAAAGGGAGGUAAGAAGAAGCCAAUGCUCAAGCUCCCUAGGGAGGUGUUUGACCAGCCUCCUCCCGCGGCAGUGCCCCCCAGAGAUUUGGAUUCAAAAGCUUAUGUAACCAUCGGAGAGAAGAAUUUCGAGGUAAAAGCAGAUGACCUGGAGCAGAUCAGCGAGCUUGGUCGAGGCGCGUACGGCGUGGUGGACAAAAUGAGGCAUGUGCCCAGUGACCUCAUCGUGGCUGUGAAGCGGAUUCGGGCCACAGUGAACACUCAGGAGCAGAAGAGGCUGCUCAUGGACCUGGACAUCUCCAUGAGGACGGUGGACUGUUUCUACACGGUCACCUUCUACGGAGCGCUGUUCAGAGAGGGCGACGUCUGGAUCUGCAUGGAGCUGAUGGACACCUCUCUCGAUAAGUUCUACAAGCAGGUGAUCGAGAAGGGCAUGACCAUCCCCGAGGACAUCCUGGGAAAGAUCGCUGUCUCAAUAGUAAAAGCUUUGGAGCAUCUGCACAGCAAUCUGCAGGUCAUACACAGAGAUGUGAAGCCCUCCAACGUGCUGAUCAAUACUCAGGGCCAGGUGAAGAUGUGCGACUUUGGCAUCAGUGGCUACCUGGUCGACUCCGUGGCUAAAACCAUGGACGCUGGCUGCAAACCCUACAUGGCGCCGGAGAGGAUCAACCCUGAGACGAACCAGAAAGGCUACAACGUCAAAUCUGACAUCUGGAGUUUAGGAAUAACAAUGAUCGAGCUCGCCAUCCUGCGCUUCCCGUACGACUCGUGGGGCACGCCUUUCCAGCAGCUGAAGCAGGUGGUGGAAGAACCUUCGCCUCAGCUUCCUGCCGACCAGUUUUCUCCAGAGUUUGUGGAUUUCACCUCUCAGUGCUUAAAGAAAGUUUCCAAAGAGCGACCGACUUACACAGAACUCAUGCUGCACCCCUUCUUCACCUCCCAUGAGGCCAAAGAAACCGACGUGGCUAGCUUUGUGAAAGUCAUUUUAGGGGAUUGACUUUCCACACUUGCACAGGAGUGGAGGGAGGAUCUGUUCAGAAGAAGAAGAUAAACAAAAAGCACCAUUCGCAGCCCUUGUUACCUGCAGGACCCCUCCCUCGCCUUGCCAUAAUCUCACUCCACCCUCCAGAACCAGACAGACGGAGCCCAGAGGAGAAGCUGAUGAAGCAGAGCGAGGAGGUUGACCCCGCCCCCACCUGGCCUCUGUGCCCUCUGUAUGUUACCUGAUCUGGGAGGGGUUGGGGAGACGGGUGCCUCUCAUAUAAUCUGGAAUCAUUUAAGAUGUUUGAAUGCAAAACCUCCCUCUUUGGUUAGAUUUGUCCUGCCUCUGUGCACCGCCUGCUCCUCAAACAUUGUUGCUAUCAGUCAGAAAGUUGACUGUGUAGCUGGUCAUAAUUUUUUUUUUUUUUUUUUUGCUCAAAAACAAAUGAAAAGAGGAGCAGAUUAUAUAAAAUAUGAAUGAUAUAGUGCUAUCUAUGUAUAAUCUAAAUGGUUGUAUACUCAAAGCAAGUGUUGCAUCGGUUUAGUAAUUGACUGCAUGUACAGAAUAUAUCUCUGUGUGAGACCAGGCUCAGACGGCCAGUGAGGAGCAGUUAUAGAGUCCGAUCUCUGAAGACAUGCAGACGUGCAGCACACAGCUGGGUACUGCACUUCAACUGCUCUCCCUUGAUUACAGCAGAUGUCUACUACACAUUUUGGGCUCGGGCUGCCUGUGUGCAAGUGUGUUUUUGUGUGUGUGACAUGGUGCAUGAUGUGCGUGUGUGUGUUUGUGUCGGGCUGCACGAUUCUGGAUGAACUUAGAAUCACAGUGUUUGAGCUCGGCGCUGACAUACUGACUUUAUGACAGGUUUCCUCUGCAGUCUGGUCGUGCCAGUCAGGGGUCGUCAGCUACAGUGAAUUAACUUCCUGUUGGAGGCGCUUGCGGCCGGGAUGCAGGGUAGCUCUCGUGACAUCGGUACCUUCAUGCUGUAUCUGGUUUUAGCAUGUUAGCAUCUAAAAAAAAAUCCAUCACAAAACAGUAUGACUUUUUUGUCAGUACUUGGGUUGGAUGCAUUAUAUCCUUGAUCCCCGUUCUGUGUCCUGUUUCUCACCGUGGGCCUGUGCAAACAGUAGAAGGGUGUCCUUUCAGAACAAAAAUAUAUAUUUUCAGUGGAAAAGUCCUUGUUUGUGGCUGUGUAAAGCACAAAUAUCUGUCUCUGUAGGUUAGCUCGGCAUAAAUUUACAUGGGCCAACUGUCAAAAGUGCAUCUUAAAAUGUACGACACUAUGUGAAGCAGCAACAAACGUGUGAACACAUCUGCCACUCCAGACGCCGAUGUGGUAUAAAUUGUAUGCAGUAUAACAGAUGCAGUCAGCUGGUUUAAACAAAGCAAAGUACACGUGUUCUUGGCUUUACAGUUCAUCUUAAUUGAACUUUACAAACUGCCUAGAUGGUUAGAGGCUCCUAGUUUGAUGCAGAACACCAAUCGGCCAACACAAAUCCAUGACAGCCUGAAGUUGUGCAGAGGUACAGGAUGAACUGUGAUUCAGAUGCAGCCAGUUGUGCAGCCCUGCCUAACACAUGCAUUUUUAAGUGAGGUGUGUGUUGACAUUGUGGUCGGCUGUGGGAGAAGACAGCCCGUAUUCUCCUUGUUGUGUGUACUGAGCCAAUCACAACCCCCUCCGCUUCUUGUUCAACAUGAAAAGAACUGGAUAUUAUUAAUAUUAUAUUAAUUAUUGUUGUUAUUAUUUAGACCAGUUUUUUUCCCCGGACAUAUUUCCUGCAGUUUUUCUUAUUUAUUACGACUGCUGUUUUCCCUCUGGAAACUUGACCGACCUAUUAGACUUCUCUUGUGUGUUGUGUGGGCUGUGUAUGUUUUUGUUGUGUUCUUCUUGGCUCAACACAUCGAUGCUUUUAAACUGUAACCUGCAAGCCUUCUAUGUGCCUCUCUAGAAAAGACUAAGGAAAACAAUACAUUGUACUAUGGAUGACGCAGGGAUCUCGGCCUUCCUUCCUCUUCACACUCUGCAUGUCUCUGUAUUUCCACUUCCUGUUUGCUUCCAUGACUUUGUGCCUCUCGUCGUAGAUCGAGAUUAUUUUUCUUCCAUAUGUUUGUGCUCAUCUCUGCUGUCGACCUCGGUUCGUGGUGGUUCCUAAUGGCAGAAAGCGUCAGGUGCCCGUUAACAGUAGAGCCCAGCUGCGGCCUUUAGUUGUUAUGCAAGUGCUACUCUAUAGUCAAACACAGCUGGAAAAUUCAGCUUCUUGCCUAUACAUUUUUUUUUUUUUUGCUGACUUCACUAGACUUUCCACAUUUGUGUCAGUCCAGUCAUUCAUUUCAGCUGUGCUGAACUGGUUUGCUGUUUAAAGGCUCAGUCUGUGAUGUAGAAGAAAGAAAGGACUGAAAUGGGCUAUAACUCCGAUUUUGAUUGGCAUGACUUAUUUUUAACCUUUUACAACAGGUCGCUGCCACCAUGUUACAGUAGGUAUGUCAGCUUUUUUUGUUUGUGGUACUAGACUAAAGCAGAACAAUGCUUUGGGCCUGAAAGAUGCUGAAACACUCCAUAGAGCUGAGGGACAGAUUCUCUGAGUUUGUCCCAACAAGUGACACCUUUCACACUGCACGUUAUAAUUUGAUCCUGUAUCAGUAUAAAAUAUUAACUAAUGCAGCUGUUGAAGGUUUUUCACACAAGUAAUAUUUAUAGUAGCAGGAAAACAAACAUAGAAUUUUAAUUAUCAUCCUUUAAGGCACUGUGUGUAGAAAUUUUCAUCCUCGCCCUCGAGUGGUGAUGCCAGAGUCACACUGUGGCAAAUGGGAAACAUUUGAUAGAUUUAAAGAUCUCAAAGUCCCAAAAUGUUAUCUUUAUUAUAUCUUGUGAUUGGAUGACUUUUUAAAAAUCAUUUUUGGGACUGUGGGGCUCUGCAGAAAGAUUUCACAGUCCAAAAAAAAGCCAGAUGCAGCGGCUUUAAUAAUGUUCAGUUAUGCAAAUGUACCUGCAGGCUACCUGCUGACACCAGUCACAGAUUGGGCCUUUAACAAAUUAAACCACAGUGUUCCACCUAAUCUUCAGUACAUUCAUUUGCAUUUUUAUCUCCUACAAAAUCAUAUUCUCUCUUUGCUGUUUUGCUGCCAUUCAAAACAGUUUUGUCCUUGGCCCAGUACAGUCUGCUCUGUCAACUGGACAUGUUCACCAGUAAGUUUCCUGUUUUGCAGUAGACAGGCGGCCUUCCUUUCACCCUUCACACCACAGUCUCCUCCCUGCUGGGCUUUCAGUUCACUGUCCAGCAGGGAGGAGACUCCUUAAAGUUCCUCAAAGUGUUAUUUAGACACAAACUGUGGGCUCGUUCAGCUUCCUUCUCUCAUCACUUGCUGUGCUGAACUGUUUCCCUCCUCUAUCAGUCCCUCCCAUCACAGCUGAUUCUGCUCAGAGGUAGUUCACACAUCAUGGUUACGAUUGCGUUUGUUCCCCUACAUGCAUUUUCUCAACUUUUCCUUUGCAGUGAACAUGCGUCAGAGGGUAGGAGGCAAUCUGUCAGACGCAACUCACUGCCAGCGUGGGCUCUCUCAUUAGUACAUAUGCUCUUAAGUGUUUUAUUGCACGAUGAAAUGAAACAUUCAAGUCACACUGUUCCUCAGCAGUUAAAAAGUCGUUUUGGUACAGAUCUGUCAUAUUCACCCCGCAUGUUUUUUGUGGGGGGUCAUCUGGACAAGGCGCUUCUGUAGCGUCUCAUGCAGAGCUGAACCAGAGUUGGUCUUCAAAUAAUCAGAAUCAUUUUCAUUAAUUUAGCAAAUGUGACCAAAGACCAGGAGCAGAACAGCGAGAGCUCGUGUGGAGCUGCUCUCAGGGGGGAGUCUUUGAGGAGGGGGGCAGUUAGUGCAGACCUCCUUUCUGCUCAACAAGCCUCCACCUGCUGAAAAGCACUUCCAUUCAUCAUCAUCCCGUGCAUGGUCGCGUAGCAGUGGUUUCGGUCUGUGUGGUGUUUGUAUAAGUGCCUAACAGUGCAUUGAAACACUCAUGUUUUUGUGACUGAUGCUUAAAAACUGUCUGUCCUUCAGUUCCUCUUGGGAGCUGAUGCUGCAUGUUGCUGUGAUGUUUUGCACUGUACCGAGGAGCCAGUUCGCACAUCACCUGAUGAAUGUUUUACUGUAAGAAAACGGUCAUUUGAGAGGUUAUCGUCUGUGUGGGCAUUGUUUCAGUUUAACAAGGUGUUUUUGGCCUUUUUGAGUUUGGAGUUAUGAGGUUCUGACUUUUUUUUGUGAAAUCAUGACACUGUUAUCUAUCAAAUAUUUUUCUCACCUAAAAAGGGCACCAGGCUUUUAUUUAAGACAGGGUUUUUAUUCUGUGUCCUAUCCUCUUUGUUGCCUCAGUCUUUCUUUGUCAGUUUUACAUUAUAAGCCUCGCAGAGGUUUAUGGCCAGUGUCCCUUUAUUUUCCCAAAAGCUUUUACUUUGAAACUUUUGCUGAAAGUGACAUCAGGGAGGCCUGUGAAAUGUCUCUAACCAAAAUGCACUGUGUAUGCGUGAAGCUUUAUGUGGCACAUUUUCUUCCUCGCACAACAUUUGCAAAGCUGAGUUUCUCUGAUAGUUUACAUCCAGCAUUCUUCACAUCCUUGUUUACUGGCUCGCAGUCUGCUUCUUCACUACCUUUGCUGGUGCAUUAUCACUACCAGCUGUUAAGCACUAGAUGGGUGUACAUAUGCAAACGAAACAGGAAUCCCACGUUUAAAAAACAUUGCUCAGUAGCACUGCUGUGGGCGUAACAUCCUCUCAGGACGAGCCACAAAUGCGUAUUCGCCGAUUUACACAUACAGUAAAGGUCACAAAUGUGUAAAACCGAUUUGUGUGCGUCUCAUAAUAUGUAUAUAUAUAUAUGUAUAUUUACAUAACAAUCUGUAAAUACUUUAAAGAACUGCACACAGAAAACAAUGUUUACACAUUUGUAAAUCUUGAUUUUUAUCUGUAGAUUGAUGGUUUUGAGAGGAUUUUGCACCCAUACACCGGUGGUGGUCAGAAACAUGAAAGGGCACCAAAGUCGAACCAGUUGGCUUGAAAAAAUAAAGUAAAACUAAAUAAAACAGAUUUUUUUGUAUUGCAUUUACGGUGUAAAAUAAACCAACUGAAACAUUUAAAGGUGUCAGGACUGGCUGUGGUUGUGCCGCACUGCAGGGUGUGACACGAAAAGCUACUCACUGAUGGACAAUAUUAAUAAAAUGAAAAGAUGACAAGUAAAACUUUUGUGAAGACAUUUUACUUUCUUUGUGUAAAUUGAAUUUAAUUGUUAACAGUUUUCCUAAUUUGUAGUUUGAUAAGAUCUGUCAUCAGGAAAUGGUGAAAUACAUUAAUUUAAUAGUAGUUAACAACGUAAUAGGUUUAGCACAUGCUAAUGGCAGAUGAGGCAGGAAUGUUAUUUUAUGUCAAAAAUCUGGUUUUAUAGUAAUUAAUUUGUAAUGCAGAAGUAUAUUCACAGAUUUCAGUUUGCAUGUUAAUUUAGUUUUUGAGUGUAAUUCUCCUCUAGUGCAAUGCACAAAGCAGAUGGAGGAGCUGCUCACAGUGGGGAGGAAUCAAAAAUUGUACACAACAAUGAAGAAGCAGCUCCAGAAAAACCUCAGAGAGCAAAGAAAUCAAAUCUCUGAGUAGCUCUAUAGUUACUUGGCAGCAGCUUUCCCAAGUUGCAGUUGAAUUAAUCAAAAAGUGCUCAUUUUAACAGUACAAAAUGAAAAAAGUACCUUCUUUCAUAUACAAACUGCAAAAACCGACACUAGAACGAUGUGCAUAUUGUAGUAGUUUAUAUAGUAUACAGUAUGGAAUUAGGAGAGUAGUUGGUACAGCAUGACACUGUGCAACACCAUGCAUGUGAGCAGUUACUAUUGUAAAAGGGUCUUUUUCUUACCCUUUGUUUGGUACCAGGAAACAUACCACGUUUACUUAGGUUACCUGAGAAUUUACAGUAUCUGGAUAUGAAUGAAUCAUGAUAUUAAACAGGUUUAGGGUUUUGGAGAUGCAUGUUUUUAAAGGUGAAUCUUCUCACCCUUUGAAAACCACCUGCUGUUGUGCUGCACAGUGCUGUUUGAUCAAAUGUUAACUCAAAUAUCUGCCGCUUCUCAAAGCUGCUCUCAGAACCUUGUAACUCCACACACUGCUUGUUUCUGCUGCUCUGCAAACAGCACUGACACUUGUGGUCACACUUGUUUUCAGUAGUAAUGAGAAAAGAGUUGUGCU